CCGCCCGCACUCUCUCUGCCCCAGCGCUGAGGAGAACGGACGACGGCCUUCCUUCCCCGGAGCUCCAACGCUUUCUCUAACCGCUGAGGAGAACGGACGACGGCCGGCCUUCCCCGGAGCUCCAACGCUUUCUCUAACCGCUGAGGAGAACGGACGACGGCCUUCCUUCUCCGGAGCUCCCACGCUUUCUCUAACCCCUAGCGGAAGGUGAAGGUGACCCCAUUCUCAAGGAUGAAUCCCGAGAAGAGCAAGAUCCGCGCCAGACAGCCCCCAUUCGCAAGCAUGAAUCCAGAGGAGAGCGAGACCCCUGCCGGACCGCCCCUCGUCACCAUGAAGGACCUCAUCUUCUUCCCGGUGUGCGCCGAGUUCAUCAAACCCACCAGAUUAGUGCCUGAGGUCACCGGGAAAUUUAAGAAGGCGGAGUUGAUUUUCAUGGCCAACAAGAAACACUUCAGUGGGAUAGCAAGUGAAAGUGAGGUUGAACCAGGAGACGUCCUCCGGGUGCAGCUGCGGCUCUGUUUAUGGGACACGCGAAGCCCUCAAUCAGACUGUCUUCCUUCACAACUGAUUGUCACCGUCAACGGGAAGAUGUGUCUUGGACCCGCCAUUGGUAAUGACAACAAUCGCCCUGUGGAUAUCACCCAUUUCGUGCACCCGUCUGAUGAAUCGACCAAUGAUGUCAUGCUCCUUUGGUCACUGAGCGACACGCGGGACUUUGCCAUAUCUGUGUGCUUGGUGAAGCAACUUACUGUUAAAACGUUGGUGGAUCAACUGAAGAGUAAGGGUUUUUUCCCCAAAUGCAAGACGCUGUCUCUGAUCCAGGAGGCGAUGCCGGCAGCCCGUGAUCCCCAGUUUACCCUCAGAAGGGUCCGCGCCUCCCUUCUGUGCCCGCUGGGACAGGGACUCGUGUCUGUGCCCUGCCGCUCGGUAUCCUGCAACCACGUCCAGAUUUUCGAUGCCGUCCCGUUCCUGCAGAGGAACAAGGAGGAGGAAACUUGGAAGUGUCCUGUCUGUGACCAGGAGAUUCAGUAUCAAGACCUCGUCGUAGAUGAGUAUUUCUUCAUUAUCCUCCACACCGUCACCUGUGAAAAGAUCGACUGUGAAGAGAUUGACGUGUUUUAUGACGGCACCUGGGUCCCGGCCAAGUACCGCUUGGAUUUGCUAGAAUUAACUGAAGAUCCUGGCUUCCCUGGCCUACGCGCCCGUCGAUUAAAACGGAAUAAGAAGGUACAUUUUGUUGCCGUGACGGAGCAAGCAUCAGCUUCCGAAGUUGAGGGGACCUCAAAGGAAAGACCGGGUCCCGUGGCGGCCAUCCCGCCCUCCACGAGCACCGUAAAGGCGAGCACCACCGAACAGGAGCCGGCCCGGGACAGUGAAGUCCAGGCCAGGGCCCCAGAGCCCGACAGGCCAUCGUCCUCCAACCAGCCGUCCGACUCGAGGUCCCGUGGAAAGACCAAAGGACCAGGCAGUCCAUUGGGGGGCCAGAGGAACUUAUUCUAUUGCUGCGAAGUCCCUGAACCCAGAAUCCCCCAAGGAGGCCUUUCAUUCAAAAGCGACAAGGAGAUUCCUUCCAUUGCCCUGAAGGACAGCAGCUCGUCCAACAUAGAGCUGCCGACUCCGGACACCUUGGCGGCCAUCUCGGUCUCCAAGACCCCCAAGGCGGCGCCAAAACCUCAGCAGCCGCCAGCCCCAUUCGAGGACCUGCCCCAGGGCAGGCGUCUUCAGCUGUCCGGAUUCCCGCUACCUUCCCUCGAGCCGAUCUCCAAGGAGGGUUUGAAUCUGCCAGCUCAAAUGGCCAUCAUUGCACAGCUUUUUGCCUCACCCAUCUUGGCCCUUCAGAGCACUUUUGAUUUGGGCCACGGCCAGGGCCAACCUCCAGCUCUGGCUCCAGCCCCGGCUCCGGUUCCGGUUCCGGCUCCGGCUCCGGCUCCGGCUCCGGUUCCGGCUCCGGCUCCGGUUCCGGCUCCGGCUCCUGCUCCAGCCCCGGCUGCAGCUGCAGCCCCGGCCCCUGUCCCAGCUUCAACCCCUUUCCUGAGCCCCUUUUCUCAAAUGCUCUCUCCUGCUGGGAUCAAUCCCCCCUCGGCCCAAAAGCCUUCUCUGUCCUGGCCCGGGGUGGGACGGGGAAGAGGUGUCCUGGGUUUGCUACAGCUGGGUGGGUAUCAGCCCCCUGCACCGGACCCUCACCCCUCUGAAGUCCAGAUCUCCAUGCUUGAUAGAGUUUUGGGGAAAACCCCGGGGGGGACACGGGGAGGGGCUCAAUUAAGACCACCCAUGGCCCCUGUGGCCCCGGUCCCGGCCGACCCAGAUACGGGAGCUCUGUCCGGGGCGAAUAGUGGUCAGUCCACCCGGGCAGAUGGGGCUGCCGCCUCCCCGGAUAGCACUGAGCCUAAGGAACACAACAGUCCUUAAAGGGAGGGGAACAAACCCCCCAGAUUCCAGGCCCUGCCCUGACCCCUCCUCAUCCCUCCUCUCAAGUCACUGGGGAAGGGGGUAUCACCCUACAGCCUCAUUUAUCCCAGGAUUAAGUUGUGCAUGUCCUGUCCCUGCCCUUCCCCUUCCCACCCGCUCUCCAGUGCCAUAUCUGGGGCCUAUUCCUGGAGUUCUCAUUCAUGUGGGUGGGAGUGGGGGCACACGUGUAGCCCCGGUCUCUCCGUCCCCUACCCCGUCAGCCCCCUUCCCCUCCCUUGUUUCUUUGGUGCUGUUUGAGGUGGUCGGCCAGGGACCCUGAGUGGAACAACUUUGAAUUGGCUUAAAAUGUAGUUAAUGUGUGUAGAGUGUAGUUCUCAUCCUAUUGUCAAGCAAUUGUCAUCAGUUAAUAAAGUGGAAAACGUUCCAGAAA
This is a messenger RNA of Tachyglossus aculeatus (Australian echidna), 2839 nucleotides long. Its product is annotated as E3 SUMO-protein ligase PIAS3-like. The transcript is spliced from 19 exons. NCBI's taxonomy places the organism in Eukaryota, Metazoa, Chordata, Mammalia, Monotremata, Tachyglossidae. The record is from RefSeq and is a predicted model, not a curated record. The coding region runs from base 232 to 2409 and encodes 725 amino acids. Gene Ontology annotation, molecular function: SUMO ligase activity; transcription coregulator activity; zinc ion binding. Gene Ontology annotation, biological process: protein sumoylation; regulation of transcription by RNA polymerase II.